Molecule: messenger RNA, 961 nt
Organism: Pistacia vera
Lineage: Eukaryota; Viridiplantae; Streptophyta; Magnoliopsida; Sapindales; Anacardiaceae
Product: transcription factor MYB90-like
Exons: 3
Coding region: 134-871 (245 amino acids)
Source: RefSeq, a predicted model, not a curated record
CCGUGUUCAAAAGCUUACGAUGGUAAGUGGAAGUACUUAUAAGUUGGCUUUCGCAGGCUUUGAACUGCUAGCACGACAACAAAAACAAAAAAGGAAAGAAAAGAUCGUUUAAGUUCAUUUGGCAUAUCAGACUAUGGUGGGUUCUUUUGGAGUGAGAAAAGGAGCAUGGACUGAAGAGGAAGAUAACCUUUUGAGAAAGUGCAUUGAAGUUCAUGGAGAAGGAAAAUGGCAUCAAGUUCCUUUAAGAGGAGGUUUGAACAGAUGCCGUAAAAGCUGUAGACUUAGGUGGUUGAACUACUUAAAGCCAAAUAUCAAGAGAGGAGAAUUCGCGGCAGAUGAAGUUGAUCUAAUGCUUAGACUUCACAAGCUUCUAGGCAACAGGUGGUCACUGAUUGCUGCUAGACUUCCAGGAAGAACAUCGAAUGAUGUGAAGAACUAUUGGAAUACUCACAUACAAAGGAAAAGGGUUUCCAAUAAAAAGGUGGUCAGCCAUGAAACCACAGAGGUAGUAAAGCCCAUCAUAAUAAGGCCUCGACCUCGAAGCUUCAGUAAAAGUUCACCUUGGUUGAGAAAAAAUAACAUCAGUGCACUUAUAGAUAACGUCAACAACCCAUCUCCAGCAUGGCAGCCGCAGGCACUAGAGCACGAUCAUAAAUGGUGGGAAAGCCUGUUAAAUGACAAAGAAGAUAAUGGAUCAGGAAGCACUUGCCCGGCUCCGGAAUUAGAGGGUGAACCUAUCACCAAUCUCUGGCUUCAAGCAAUUGCAGCGGAAAAGGAGAUGGUGGAUACUACUGUUGAAAAUGGAAAAAAUGAAUGGAGGGACAUCUCCCUUGAGGCAGAUGACAUUUGGAAUCUUUUAAGUGCAAUUUAGGUUAAUUUACUCUUGAGUGUUUUCCAAUAAUCAUGAAUGUUAUAUAAGUAAUCGAAUAUUUCUAGUGUUUGAUAAUGUAAUAUCUAUUUU